UAAGCCCACAAUCUUAUAUCAAUGCUUGAAGCAAAGAUUUUUUUCAAAUGAUAUAAAGUUGAUGAAAGGGAAGAUAAGUGCAGUAAGUGGGUACACACCGAUGUAAUCGACUAAAAGAGCAGAAUCAUUUAUCUUUCUUCACUUAUUAAAAUGAGUGCCUCCACUAAACAGGUUUAGAGAUUUGUGUGUUGAUUUCACUGCAGACUUAAAAGAGUGCAGUCGGAUAAGAUGGGGUUAAAGUGUCUUUAACAUUGAAGAUAGAGUUUAAGGAAACUCAUACAGACCAUCAAGACAAACCUACAAAUAAAAUGACAAACAGGUUAAACAAGUCUGUGUUCAUCAUGCUCUUGUACACAGAUAUCACCAACUAUUAAUGCUUAUAACUUGUAGAUUAAUGAGGAAAAUGUAUUUGUAUGAUUGUAUAAUCAAGCUGCAACAUAACAAAAUGAAAAAAGUGAAGGGUGUCUGAAUACUUUCUGAAUGCACUGUAGGUUAAAUAUAUUUAAAAAUGAUAUAUUUUAUAUUAGUUUUUUAUAUUUUCAUUUUUGCAUGCAUUUAGAAAAGUUAAGGUCCUAUCUUGACGAGUUUUUCAUGUAUUUGCAUCAACACUGGUAAAGUAUGUACAUGCACACAUUAUAACAUAUCAGUGCAUUGAAUAGUAAUAGCACGUGUAGCUCUGUCCUAAGUGCCGCCGGUGACGCGUCGGAAUCUCGCUCGUGACUUAACGCAGAGCGUCACGUGCCUCCGGUGGACACCAGAGACGAGUACAAACUUCCUGAUGAUCCAGAUGGGAGAACCAGGUAUGAUUGCGCUAUGAACCAAUGAAGGUCAGCAGAGAUCCACCGGCAGUGUUACAAAGACUGCGGGAUGUGUGUGGCUGAUGAUGGAUGCGCGCGUGGCUGCAGGAUUUUAAUGUUUUCAGCGUUGUUGCAAUGCGGCGGAGACUCUGAUGACAGGAGAUAUCUCGACUAGUAAAGACUGGAACUGCUGCUGCUGUUUUAUUCUGGAUCUGCACCUCUCAUCUGUCUCUGGCUGCGCAUUACGCGAAGGUCCGAGCCGCUCCAGCGCGCAUGUGCUCGCCAGCGCGCGUCUCCUCUCCAGCGCGUCCGUGCAUGAGUGCGACGGACCUCAUUAAGACCUCAUUAAACCCCCGACGAUGACGAGCGCCGAUCAGGACCAGCAUCAGGACCAGACCGUGACGGUCACUAAGAAGCGCAUCAUUGCGCAGAUGUUUAAGGUGCGCAAAAGGAGAGAGAUGCUGCUGGCGCAGGUGGGUUUGGUCUGCAGCAUGCUGCUCGUGGCGUGGGGCAUGUCAGCCCUCCUGACAAGGACAGGCCACGGUAUGAUUGUUGAUGAACAGAUGGAGUCACAUGACCACUGGGGUCGACGGCUGAUGUCAUCACCAUCUGAUAAUGAGACUGAGGAGAAAAACUGCACCAGUCCAGCCAUCCAUGAAUUUCCACACGAUAUUUUCACCAACACUGAACGAAAGAGUGGUGCUGUACUGUUACACAUUAUAGCAGCUCUUUACAUGUUCCUGGCCCUGGCCAUCGUCUGUGACGACUAUUUUGUGACAUCUCUUGAGAAAAUCUGUGAGAAGUUGAAUCUAAGUGAAGAUGUGGCCGGUGCGACGUUCAUGGCGGCUGGAAGUUCUGCACCUGAGCUCUUUGCAUCUGUUAUAGGGGUCUUUAUCACUCACGGUGAUGUUGGUGUGGGAACUAUCGUGGGUUCUGCAGUCUUUAAUAUUCUCUGUAUCAUAGGAGUCUGUGGGAUCUUUGCUGGACAGGUUGUCUUAUUGACCUGGUGGGCUGUUUUCCGUGAUUCAUCCUUUUACAUAAUGGCUGUAGUCGCUCUUAUUGUGUUCAUCUAUGAUGAGAAGAUUGUGUGGUGGGAGAGUUUAAUUCUGGUGGUGAUGUAUGCUGUCUAUAUUCUCAUUAUGAAGUUUAAUGCACCCAUGCAGAAAUUUUUCACAAGGCGAAGCGACGAAAAUGUUGCAAAUGGAAACGCGGCGGUUGGCAGUGAACUAGAAGAUGGUAAUGAAAGUGUAGAUGAUCCGUCUGUACCGCUGUUGUGUGAAGUCAAGCCGAGUAAGAUGUACAGUCGGGGUUCUGUUGUUAUGGUGGAUGAGAUCAUCAAUGCCAGUCCUCCACAUUACCGUUUCCCUGAAGCGAGUCUCCGUAUCAUGAUCACCAAUCACUUUGGACCCAAGACUCGUCUACGCAUGGCCAGUCGUCUCAUUAUAACAGAGCGUCAGAGGUUGGUCCAGGCAGCCAAUGGGGUUGAGACCGCUGUGGUGGACGGUAAACCUGAUAUUGAAAAUGGAAACGUACCAGAAGACAAAACUACUGAAGAUAAAGAGAGUGAACUGACCUCACCCUUCAGAGUACCAGGUGGCUGUAUGAACAAAACCAAAUGGUUGAUUUCGUGGCCAUUAUUGUUGAUCUUGUACUUCACCAUCCCAAACUGUGCCAAGUCUCGCUGGGAAAAAUACUUCAUGCUGUCAUUUAUCCUCUCCACUGUCUGGAUCGCUGUCUUUUCAUACCUGAUGGUGUGGAUGGUGACUAUCAUCGGAUAUACUCUUGGCAUUCCUGAUGUUAUCAUGGGCAUCACAUUUCUGGCAGCGGGCACGAGUGUUCCCGAUUGUAUCGCCAGUCUGAUUGUUGCUAGGCAAGGUCUGGGUGAUAUGGCAGUGUCUAAUACUAUUGGCAGUAAUGUCUUUGACAUUCUGGUGGGACUCGGUGUUCCCUGGGCUCUUCAGACCAUGGCAGUCAGUUAUGGAUCAGUUGUGAAGAUAAACAGUCGAGGUCUGCUUUACUCUGUUGUGCUUCUGCUGGGCUCUGUAGCUUUCACUAUUUUUGGCAUUCACCUGAACAGAUGGAAGUUGGACUUUAAGCUGGGUGUUUAUUUGCUAGUGCUGUAUGCCGUCUUCCUCUGCUUCUCCAUCAUGAUCGAGUACAACGUCUUUACCUUUGUCAACUUACCCAUGUGUCAGGAUGAAUAAAUAUCCCAGAAUGCACCACCAAUGAUCUGGAUGUCACGACCAUCUUUACUUCAGUUUGAUCUUCGUUCUGAACCAUCAUCACCUCAGACUGAAUGAAUGUGAGUUUUUCUUACUCGAUUAAAGCUGAAUGUUCUUGUGUGGUCUCUUGCUCCCUGGUAACAGGAACUCACUUUUCACUGUGGAUGAUGAAUCAGACCUUCCAGUAAGGAUAAUUUAUUUCUGACCUCUGACCCCAUAUGUUGACCCGGGAGGAGGCUCUUCUCUUUGGCAGCUCUUGUCUUCCUCAUCACGUGGACGCCUGGAUAAACAUUCACUCUUUUCUACACUGAUGUGUCUGUUUGGUUUUAGUGUUGCAAAAUGUCUUUUUGUAACUUUGUCAGAUUCAUUCGACAACUGUGAUUUUUUUAUAUUGUUUUGAAAUGCAAGAAAAUCACAUUUUCCAUAUUUAUUGUCUCAUAUAGGGCUUUUCUUUGUAUUAAUCAGGUACUAUAAGACAGAGAGAGAGAGAGACAAAGUUACCAAAACACUUUGGGUCACCAAAUUAAGAUUUUUUUUGUUGUAGUGGCCUACAGAGAUUUGAUCACAUUUAUUUAUUCAUUCUGGUGAUCUUGACAGUGCAGGUCGGUAUCAGGGAUGCUCUUGGGAUAUAAUUCCUAUACACAGAAACUAGAUUACACCCAUUGUAAUGCACAGUGUUAUUCCUUUCCAGUCUUGAUGAGGUCUUGGAGACAAAUGAGAGAGUUUAUAAAUGUAGACAUUAGCACUUUAAUGCAAGCGAGCAGUCCUGUGUCAUUCAAUUUCAGAGUGCUUCCUUCUGUCAGAUUGUAUAUUGUGUGUAUUUGUGUGUGUCAGGGGAAUCGUCUUUCCUGACAGUUUGACAGUUCCUUCACCCGGCGACUCCAUGAGCACAGCCACGACGGCACAAUCCGAGUCUGCGGUGCAUUAUGGGACGUAACGUGGCACCGCCGACCCAUGCAAUCUCCCUACAUCUGUUUCCAUGGCAACCACAGCCCCGUUUCGACCUGGCAGCUACUGAACCAAACCUCUGUGGAAAUAUUCCUGGUUGUUGAAUAGGUUGAAUUGGGAUAUCGGUGAUUCUUGUUCAGUUUUGGGCCGUCACGUGUGCUUUGUGCUGAAUGAACAGUGGCUGGUGCUUCUUUAUGCAAUACACUUCAAAGGAAAACAAUAAAAGCAAUUUUUCUGGAAAACUGUGAAAUAGCAAUAGGAUUUGGGAAUGAUUUUGUUAUGCAGGUGUGAUUGCUGUCCAAGGGGCAUUAACUUUUUCCUGAUGGUGCAGUGCCCUGAACUCUUGAGAUAAUAUGAUGGAGACUGUGGAGAAGGUGUUUUUUGUGGCUGGUCUGACAACACAACUUCCCCUUCCCAGCCUCACACAGACAGUUCAUCUGUUCAUACAGUACACAUCAUGUGUUUGCAUUUCUUUCUGACAGUAAAACGUACAAAACUAAGCAUUAAAAAAUCUUCUCAGUGGCAUUUUGUCAAACUACAGGAACAAUAAAUCAAAAGAAUGAUUCAUUUACUGAUUAUAUUUCAAUGAUCGUUUUUUAUAAAUGAUAUUAUUGUCUGUGGUUCUUCUUAUAUUUUUAUUAAAAAACAAUGCAGUAUAAGUGUAAAAUAUAAAUGUAAUUUUUUAUUUAGGAAAAUUAUGCUUAAUUAAUGUAAAAAAAAUCUUAAAGGCUUGGAAAUAAGCUUUCUAUAUGCAAAUUGUAAUUCAUUAGGGGGAAAGAUGAGCUGAAUAUGUUCUGGCUUUGUGAGAUGUUGAUGAUGCAUAAAAAGAUAUGUGCACAUAUUUGUUGAACAAUAAUUUGCAUGUAAAUGAUUUUCCAUCAGUUUUUAAUGUAUGCAGAUGGGGAAUGAUCUUUAUUCUAUGAUCUAAGUCACUUUUUAAAGUCUAAUUCAAAUGAGAUAAUUGUUGUACUUUACAUGUUGUGGGUCAUAUGGGAACCUAAAAUAAGUGCACACAUAUUUAAUGAAUGAAAGUGUAUGUAUUUCUGUGUUUCUGUCGAAUGAAAGCAAACCCCAUGCACUGUGAGGGUAAUGUGAUGUGAGAUUCAUGUCAAUAACAAACUGUAUGAUGAUCAGAAAAUAUAUCUAUAUUUAAUGUAAAGUUAGUCUGUGAAACACAUAUGAAUGUAUUGUCAUGCUAAAAUGGACAUAUCCAAACAAUGGACUUUACUGUAAAGCAAUAACAUAUAAAGAAAAUAUAAAAGAAUUCUUGUAAAUUUGUCAUAUGAAUCUUCAAGAAAGAAAUGUUUAAAAUCAUUGACAAAUUAAACAAUGCCAUU
Paramisgurnus dabryanus is the source of this 5304-nucleotide messenger RNA. It is a transcript of the gene slc24a4b, whose product is annotated as solute carrier family 24 member 4b. Gene Ontology annotation, molecular function: calcium channel activity; calcium, potassium:sodium antiporter activity. NCBI's taxonomy places the organism in Eukaryota, Metazoa, Chordata, Actinopteri, Cypriniformes, Cobitidae. Gene Ontology annotation, cellular component: plasma membrane. The record is from RefSeq and is a predicted model, not a curated record. Gene Ontology annotation, biological process: calcium ion transmembrane transport; intracellular calcium ion homeostasis.